AUGACAAGGGUAAGGAGCGACAAGAGUAGCAAUGGAUUCGUCCCGGACGCCGAGCUCAGGCUGGCUCCGGCGCUGGUAACCACUGUUGACGAGCUUGAAGCUGCCGAGGCCGUGCUCGCGAGUACUGGGCGCGGGCAACUGGACUCACUGGACGUGGCGACAUUCCCGCCUGUCUGCAAAAGGGUUGUUGCAACCGCGGAGCUUUCUGACGUGGCGCCGGUAGCGCUGACCGUUCCAUUGCUGGGAAUAACAGAACUGGCACUAGAAACGACGCUGGCAACGGCGGCUGCGCUGCUGGAAACGGCGGCUGAGCUGCUGGAUGCACUUGUCGUGCUGCUGGGAGACAGGACCAAAGAGGUUGAGGUCGGGUCAGCUGAAGUGGUUGCUGCAUCCGAUGUUGCGCCGGCGCCGGCCAGAGUGGACGUGGUCGUGUAA
This is a messenger RNA of Cryphonectria parasitica EP155, 435 nucleotides long. RefSeq lists its product as uncharacterized. NCBI's taxonomy places the organism in Eukaryota, Fungi, Ascomycota, Sordariomycetes, Diaporthales, Cryphonectriaceae. The coding region runs from base 1 to 435 and encodes 144 amino acids. The record is from RefSeq and is a predicted model, not a curated record. The transcript is spliced from 2 exons.